Nannospalax galili (Upper Galilee mountains blind mole rat) is the source of this 459-nucleotide messenger RNA. RefSeq names its product ribonuclease H-like. Lineage: Eukaryota; Metazoa; Chordata; Mammalia; Rodentia; Spalacidae. Gene Ontology annotation, molecular function: RNA-DNA hybrid ribonuclease activity; nucleic acid binding. The record is from RefSeq and is a predicted model, not a curated record. Bases 1 to 459 code for a protein of 152 amino acids. The transcript has a single exon.
AUGGAUGGGAGCCGCUUUCUACGAGAUGGUGAGCGUAAGACGGGGGCGGCCGUGGUCGAUGGGGAAAGAAUAAUCUGGGCCCAAGCCCUGCCAGCUGGAACAUCAGCCCAACGAGCUGAAUUAGAAGCUCUAACUCAGGCCCUAAAAUUAGCAAAGGGCAAAAAGGUCAAUAUUUACACUGACAGCCGCUAUGCAUUUGCCACUGCCCAUAUACAUGGGGAAAUAUAUCGGAGGCGGGGACUCCUCACCUUGGCUGGUAAGGACAUCAAAAACAAAGAAGCGAUAGUGACCCUUCUACAAGCCUUGUACUUGCCAAAACAGGUCAGCAUAAUUCAUUACCCUGGGCAUCAACAAGACCAGGGGCCGAAUGCUCGAGGCAAUCGGAUGGCGGAUGAAACUGCCCGUCAGGCAGCAGAAGGUACAUACAUUCUUUACACACCAUUUGGACCUGGAGGCUGA